This is a messenger RNA of Pipra filicauda (Wire-tailed manakin), 6561 nucleotides long. RefSeq names its product mastermind like transcriptional coactivator 2 (gene MAML2). Lineage: Eukaryota; Metazoa; Chordata; Aves; Passeriformes; Pipridae. Gene Ontology annotation, molecular function: transcription coactivator activity. Bases 1 to 2769 code for a protein of 922 amino acids. Gene Ontology annotation, biological process: positive regulation of transcription of Notch receptor target. The record is from RefSeq and is a predicted model, not a curated record. The transcript has 5 exons. Gene Ontology annotation, cellular component: nucleoplasm.
AUGGAGCUCCAAGGCUCCUUGAAGAGAAAGUUGGUGGUUAAUCUGUCACCUGUCAACAACAAGAGGCCCAAUGGUGUUUCAGAGAGCUCUUUCCUUGACAUUAAGAGGAUAAGAGUGGGUGACAAUAUUGCAGUGGGACAAGGUGGACAACAUGUUAACAAUUGCCAAAGCCAGUCAAUGUCAGGAACUAUGACUGUGGGGCAAGGAUCACAAAGAAAAGCCAGCAGCCUAACAAACAAUACACAUGCUAGUGGGAAUGGCAUGUUUAACAUGACUUUGAAAGAGGUAAAGAAAGAACCAGGAGAAACAAUGUCCUGCAGCAAACACUUAGACGGCCAGACAUCCCAUGAGACCAUGUUCCCUAACAGAUAUGGGGAAGACUCCUGGGACCAAAUGAUGGAUCUUGAGCUUCAGGAACUGUUUAAUGAAUUGACUAAUAUAUCAGUGCCACCAAUGAGUGAUCUUGAGCUAGAGAAUAUGAUAAAUGCCACGAUAAAACAAGACGAGCCAUUCAACAUUGACCUUGGGCAGCAGAGCCAGAGGGGCCCUGUGAGAUCUCUGCAGAUGGAUAAGAUGGUGAUAAAAAGUGAAUAUGCACCAGGCAUGAAUCAGGCUCCUGUGGGCUCCCCACAGAUGAGGCCUUCUUCUACAGGUUCAGCCUUCACUAUGGCCACCACUGCCAUGUCCACCUCUUCACCCAUCCCCUCGGUGCCUCAGAAUCAAACACAGGUAUCACAGGUUUCUUCUGCGUCCAGUCGGCCAUUGCCCAACUGGCAAGAGGUGUCUCAUGCACAGCAGCUCAAACAGAUCGCAGCCAACCGGCAGCAGCAUGCCUUGAUUCAGCAGCAACAGCAGCAGCAGAACCAGACAGCCAACUGGUCCACGCUGUCUCCAUCAGGACCUUCCCCUGGACCCUUUGUGCAAGAGAAAAUCCCCAGUCCUUCUUUUCGCCAGCAGCAGUUCAGCCCACAAAGCUCAGCAAUUCUUGGGGUACCAGUGAAUGGAAACCAGUCAAAAGGGAUGAACAGCUAUGUUUAUAAACCAACCACUCCCCAGAGCAAUCCAAUGGAUAUAAUCAUGCAACAAAAGCCUCAGGACCUCAACAGGAACUUUAUUAACAGCUCUCAGCCACCUCUAGAGCAACAUCAUGGCAACACAAAGCCUUUGUUUCACUUUAACUCAGAGCAAACAAACCAGCAGAUGCCUUCAGUUUUGGGUUCCCAAAACAAGCCUGCCCUUCUGCACUACACCCAGCAGGCACAGGGUUCAACUUCCAUGCAACAGCCACAGCAACAGCAGCAGCAACAACAACAGCCACAGUCACAACCUGCUCAACCUCUCCCAAACCAGUCUCUUCAGAGGCCGCCUAAUGUAACCCUAGCAAUGCAGCAAAAAAUGAUGCUUCAGAAAAUGCAGCAAAGCCAGCAAAUCUCAGGUUUGCAGUAUCCAGUCUCUCAGCAGCAUAGACAGGAUCAACACUCUGUGGUAGGCCAGGGAGCUGGCCCCACUCCAAGCUCCAGUUCUUGCUCAAAUCCAAACACUGGAAGUGGUUACAUGAACUCAUCCCAGCAAUCAUUGUUGAAUCAGCAGCUGAUGGAAAAGAAACAGGCUCUGCAACGGCAAAUGAUGGAGCAAAAACAACUCCUUCUACAGCAGCAGAUGUUGGCAGAAGCUGAGAAAAUAACUCCACAAGAUCAGCUGAACAGACACUUGACACGUCCACCACCAGAUUAUAAAGACCAAAGAAGGAACGUGGUCAACAUGCAACAAGCAAACCAAUAUCCUGGUGGUUCGGCAGCUGCGAGCAUGAGCUCCAACAACAUGUCCUUAUCCAACCCAAUUUCAACGCACAGCCUCAUGCCCCAGAGCUCCAGUCUCAUGUCCACCACCGCUGGAAGCCGAAUGCCUUCUGUUCCUGCUGCUCGGAAUAUGGGUUGCUAUGGGAAUCUUCCCUGCAACCAACCAAGUGCAUACAACAUGACUUCAGGAAUGAAUCAAAUGCAGCCACACAGAAACCAAAAUCAGGUUCUGCCCAGUCAGAAUAACCCCAUGGUGUCCCGACAGCAAACCAUGACACAGGGAAACAAUGUGACAGCUUUUGGGACAGGGUCAGUGGUCAACACUCAGCAAAUAAGGCCAAGCUUGAACCAUGGAGCAACAGGUAUCCCUGCUCAACGGCCAGCCAAUGUGAUGAUCACAGCUACUGCCACUGCCCAGAACUGGGCCCCACAAGAAGCUGCAGUGAAGCAGCAGGAUGCACUGAAGCCUGCAGGGGUCCGUUUCCCCACUGGCACUCCAUAUCCUAACCAGUCUUUGCAACGCAAUGUAGGCAACCAGCAUUUUCCUCAGCGUGCACUGGCACCUCCUAACCAGUUAACAGCGGGAGUCCAAAUGAGGCCCCCUCUAAACCCAAUGCACCAGACUCUAAAUGGACAACCUGCUGGCUCACUACGAGGGCUCAGCAUAAGACCUAACCAGCUAAGAGGACAGACGAUGCCUACCUUGAAUCAGCCAGGAACAAGUAUGACACCGCCAUCAUCUCUGCCAUCAACCAGUUUCACAUCUACCAACCAAAACUCUAGGGGUUACCAAGGAGGUGAUCAUAAUAAUGACCUAGCAUUUGACUUUCUAAACCAGCAAGGUGACAGUAUAGGACCUGCGCUCAACAGUGACUCGGACUUCAUAGAUUCUUUACUGAAAACAGAACCUGGUAAUGAUGACUGGAUGAAAGACAUCAACCUCGACGAAAUUCUAGGGAACCACUCAUAAGUGACAGUACUGACAGGGAAUCAGAUGAAGAGGCAGCAAGGACAUUAGCUUUCUCUUUAGAUGCCAACAACCUGCUUUAUUAAUUUACACUCCAGUAACUGGGCUGUUCUUUAAAAUACCACAUAGGGCAACUGCCCUCUUUGAAGAGUUGCUCUAGGAACAAAAUUGAAGUCACCCCAGAUGAAGUGAUAGCAUAAGUGAUAUUCCUGCCUGUCACAAAGGAGUGAGAAUGCAUGAAGGGUCUGCUCCCCACACCAGGGCCCAGAGCAUUGCAGACUCAUCAGUUCUUCUCACAGGGACUGUGGGGAAAAACAUGUUUAGCUUCCCACACAUGGAAGCACCAGACAGUGGUAUGGGUUGUGGAACAACAUUUCUCUGAGUGCAAGUAAGAGCCUAAGUGGUCCAGAGUUCUUCAGUCAUCAUGUUCACAGCCCUUAACUUCCUUGGGACUGCAGCCCUGACAGCAUCAAGCCCUGUGUAAAUCUCAUGGCAUCACAAAAACUGUUUACUUCUGCUCCGUACAAACUCACAUUUGCUUUCUCAAUGAUUUUAUUAUAAACCCUCUAUCUUUUGUAGCACACAACAGGGUAAGUGGUCUUAUCCAAGAGAAGAAGGAAGCAGAUCUUCCAACACGUUACUCAGUGUGCUCUAGCAUUUGCAUUCUCCCUUUCAUCAGUGCUUGCAGUGACUAUCAGAGGACGCUACUGUCCUGCCAGUAACACAGUCAUUUUGGGCAUUGAGGGAAAUACGAGAUGAACUAUUACCAAAGCUCAGGAUCCUCACUUUGCUACCUUGCCCUACCCCAGGGACUCCAGUGACUUAAUGGAGAACUUGAGUGAGAAGGGUGCUUACGAUUUGACCCUCACUGACUACUUUCCCAGUCCAGCUUAGAGGAGGGUAAAUGCUCAGCUAAGCCACUGUGCUCAUUUUCAUCUAAACCCAUAGUGAGUGUCAGUUAGUUCAGCCCAGUCCUCUUCUAUCAAGCAGGUUUACCCCAGAAGAAAUGCCAUCGUUUUUGUCUGGGGAGAGGCUGUCAUUUUGAUUGCACUGCAUUUUGGCUCCAUCCUGGUUUUCCUUUGCUAUACAGGGAGAGUUGAAAGAGUUCCAGUGAUGGCCAAGGUCCCCACAGCCUCCACUGGGUGGAGUAUGAAAGACUCUGCCCCUGAAACUAGCAUGCAUAUCAAUUAUAGCUCACAGUAGGAGGCUCCGCUCAGCCACAUCUGUGCUUGUAGAUGAAACAGUUCGGGGGAAUAUUUUUGGGCACUGGACUAAAUCAUCUGUUCUGCGUUUGGUGAUGGCCCAGCUAACACUGCCCUGAGCAAUUUCUGUGCAUCACUAGGAAGAUAUCCUGGGGCAAGGACCAUUUCCAUAGGCAGUUUGGAGCCACCUUGCCUUGAAGGCUAACAGAGCAGAGCAAUAAGCAUACAGGCAAUUCCAUACCUACCAAGGAACAGUCUCAACUGUGUUAAAUUUUUUGCUAUAGACUUGGUCAGUAAGGACAUUAGAAGGAUAUGCUAUGUCACUAUAAAGCAGCUCCACAGUGAUUCAGACAGGAUUCAUGGAUGGGAACAGAUCUUGCAAUUCAAAUGAAAAUACUGUUCUUUAAAAUGAUGUGGUGCGACGUGUUUCACAGCCUCCUCUGAAUUAGCUAAAACUAGAUGUGGCAAAGGAAUACAAUGCCUACGUUUGCAUGCCUUGGUGCCAAGAGGCAUUGCUCUGCCUGUGCAAGUGCUUUAUUCAUCCUUGUUAGUAGCAGUGGGAUGAGGAGACUAUUUGACAAUAGCCUCUGCACUUAUCUGACCUAUUUCUUGAGAGAGGUUUUAAUAAGGCUUUUCCAGUCAGCUCACCCUGUCAUUUCAAAUGGCAUUCAUUCAAAUGGGCACUUCAAAUUUUUCAAGAUGUUUCAAGAAGCACCAUCACACAAAUGAGCACUAGCACCUCCAGGAAAGGUGUAACAUGGGCAUUUAGUUAGACAUGCCAGUUGAGGCUGUUCAUUCCCAGAAAUGUUUGUCAUUAAGAGGGACAAGAAAGCCUGCUGCAGAAUCCAUUCUGCCACCCCAGCUAGUGAUCCUUGCACACCCCUGCACUGUGUAACAUGGUCACUCAGCUGCCCAGAAAGCUCCCUCUUCUCCCCAGUUUUGGCUGGGGUGCACGUGGUCCCUUUGAUAUAUCAGUACAAAUUUUUCCAAGUCCUUGAAGAGCUUUUCAGCUCAGGUCACUGGGGUCCCACCUAAGUUUGGAGAGAUACAAAUGCAAUCUAACAAAUGUGUCCCCUAUAAGUCAUGCAAAACUAGACUGAAAUAGAAGCUACAUGAGUUUGAAGCAGAAGGAAGAUUGGCUCAUCUGCCUCACACACGGGCACAUACCCCAUCUACAAGGGUCAACAGUGACCGGCAGCGCUCUGGUAGGAACAGACGACUGCGAUGGAUGCCACUAAGGCCGAGGCUGAGUUAGUAUCACCAUGAGCAAUGGUGACUGAAGUCUGGUAACUUCAACUACCCUCACACACCAUUGAAAAAGCCACCACUGGUUCCUGUAUUAAGAGCAGACUGUUUUCCAGAUCCUAAAAUGGUGUAAAAAAAUUGUUCAUCUGAGGAGCUGAUCCCAAGGAGUCAGGAGUUGGACUCAGUGAUUCUUGUGGGUCUCUUCCAACUCAGGAUAGUCUAUGAUUCUGUGAUACCAUGUGGUGGUGGAUUCAAUGCUGAGUGUUUUCUUGUUGGCCUCAGCCGAGAGUGGAAAAGACACUGGGCUGUGAGUGCCAUACCUGGGAGCAAAAUUUCAUCCUGUCUUAAGUAAAUUCAAAAACGGUAGAGGCCACGUCCAGUCCUGUAAAUAUAAGCCUGAUGCAUUUGAAAUGCAAGCUUGUAAAGACUUUUGCAACCAAAACUUGAAUCCAGUAUCAUUUCUUCAGAACACUUGUAUCUGAAUGGAGCUAGUGUCUUUUUUCUCUUUCUUUGCAAUGGCUAAGUGCACUACCCUUAUAGUCUAUUUUUCAUCAUUGACCGGGCACUCUUCACAGUAUUGGGUUGUAAAUAUAAAGAAUUAUUUGUUUUGUAAACUUUUGUAAAAACAACAACAAAAAGUAAUAAUAUUUUGGUAGGAAUAAUAAAAAUCAUAUUAUUUGGGUUAUAUUUAUACAUAUGUGAAAUAAAUAUACUAUCACAAAGUUGUAUUUUAUACAAAAAGUCAACGGUUACCUUUUGUAUUCUAUAUACAAAGUUUUGUAUGAUACAAUUGUUUAUUUUUAUCUGCAGACUUCAACUUUGGGUUUUGGGGGAGGGCAGAAUGGGAUCAUGGUUAAAUAGCUGGGUCUGACCCCAAGCUCACUGAAAUCGAUGGAGUCUUUCCAUUGCCUUCACAGGGCUUUGAAUGAAGCCUUUAAAUAACCUUCAGAUAGGUUUGACAUCUGAAGCUGUCUGGAAACCUCAAUAUGAAAACAUUCCAGGUUUCAAAUUUUUUCCCUGAAAAAGGCUUUUAUUAUUAUUAUUAUUGUUAUUGUUAUUAUUGUUAUUGCAGCUGUUGGGAUGCAGGUGGGACCUAUGUAACUGUCAUGUCCUUGUUGCAUGUAUGUCUGCUUUAUAUUUUCCCCAUAUUAUAAACCAGUGUUUCUCUAUACAGACUGAAAAGAUGCUGUACAGAAAUGUUUGUGUUUAUGCAUUUUUACAUGUGGCUGUAUAUACCUCCUAGUACUAUGCAGUGACACUUAUUUGACUUCAUUUAUUUUUCACCUAAACAUGAAUAGUAUGUUUUUCAGUAGCUAUCAAAACUCUGCCAAUAAAUCAAUCAAAAUUA